UUAACUAAUAUAACUAUUUAGUUUAGAAAACUUGCUGGACAUACAUAAAUAAAUACACACAUAUAAUAAAUAAAUAGCUAAAUAAUUUAGGGUUUGAAUAAACAAAUGGCUUCAAUAAUAGCUCAAUCUCCAAGAGCUUUGAAUUAAAAUUAUAUGGCAUAACAAUAAGCUAGCAAUGUGCAAAGCUCUUCCAAUUCUAUGUAAAGGAUACCAAGUGCCGCGAGAGAACCUACAACUCCGAUGUAGCAAAUUCAAAAAGACAUAUCAAAUUAAUCUAAUAGUUAAUAAUAAAACUCAAAUAAUUAAAAUGGAAGCACUCAAUAGUAGCAAAGGAUCAUAAAAAAUAAUGUCUCUUAUGGAAAAGGGAGCAAAAAUUCUGAUAAUAAUAAACUUUUAAACAAACAAAAGGAAGAAAAGAUUUAUAAUGAAAAAGAGAAACAAUUGUUUGAAUAAUUCCAUGAGUACAAAAACAUUAAAACCUAUUUUGAGUCUUAGAAUUUUCAAGUAGAGGAUAAUAAUCUGAAAAGGGAAAUGGAUCGAUUAAUAGAACAUAAUAACAAGAAGUUUAAUGAACUUAAGAUUUUAAAAGAAAGAGAAAAAUAGUUAAAUGAAUAAAAUGAGCUUGACGUUAGUAAUUCAACUUUACAAAAAAGCUUUUUUACAAUGAGUAGAAUGAAUCAAUCUUCUAAUUAUCCUGAUCAAGAAUAACUAGUUUAUAUUAAUUCUAUAUAUAAGAUGAAAAAAAGCUUAAACAGCAGCAUGCUUUCACUUAGAUAAUCCAUGAAUCCUUCGCUCAUUUUUGAAGCUGUAGAACAACUUGUAUAAAACCAGUAAAAAGUAAAAGAUAUGACAGAAGUACAGGUUGACAUAAUGGGUCAACUAGAGUAAAAAGUUGAAGAAAUCAAAGUGUGCAUCGAUAAAAUUUAAAAAGAGAGAAAUCAGAUUAUUGAUAUGAAUUAGCUAUUUGAUAAAAAAUUCAGAAAUUUAGAACUUAGAGAGAUAAAUGCUUAAAAAAAGAAUGAAGAAGCUGAAGUAAUUACCUCAACAUACAAUAAAGAUUUGUAAGACACAUAUUAUAGGAGUUAAAUGGCUCUAUAAGAAAAGUAAUCAGAGAAAAGUGAUAUUUAUAACGAAAUAAAGCACUUGAAACAUGAAAUUACAGUUUGUUUAGUAGAAAUUGAUAAAAAAAAAGUAAUAAAAGAAUAACAGUUAAAAGAUAUUUAAAAACUUGAAUAAAAGGAAUCAGAUUUAAUAUAGUAGUUAAAUGAAUCUAAAUACAUUAUUAAUUACAUAGAUUGUAUUGAAAAAUUAGAAAAAAUUUUUCUACUAGGAAAUAAUGAGGAUGAAGAAAUCCAAAAUUAUAUUAAAUUUGAAACUCAUCCUACCUUUAUGAGCAUUUCUCCUUAAAAAUAAAAUCAAGAUGAAGAGAAUCAGCAAUCACCAAAUAAAAAUAAUGAAAAAAAUGAAGAAGGAACUUCAAAUUAAAAAGAGACCUCACAUAAUAAUUAAAAUGAGUUUGAAAAAACUCAUGGAUAAAGUUUUAAUGAAAGUUCAAGAAAAACCACUUUAAAAUCUAACAACAAUGAAUUAGAUUAAAAUAGAAAUUUACUUGUAGAAAGACUCAAUUAAUUUUAUGAAAAACACCAGCAAGGCCCUUUUGACAUUAUUGAAAAACUCAAAUUUAAAUUAGAAAGUCUAAAGGUUUUAUCUUAGAGUCUCCAUAAGCGUUAUUAAGAAUUAAUCAAUCUUUAGUAAGAAAGAUAACUUUAAUUGAAGCAUAUUGAUGAUGAAAUAUAAAUUUGUUAAACUUAAGAAAAUUUAAUCAUUACCCAAAAAAAUUGUAAAGAUAAAACAGAAGAUGUUGCUCCACCAGAGGAUUAUGAAAAUUACUAAGAGUGGAUGAGAAGCAAUUUGCUUCCUAGUAUAUAAACACAUUCUAAGAAACAUAACAACACAAUAAAAGAAAUACAUUCAGGCAGCAAUAUUGGAGAAGACGAAGAAGAGUAAGACAGUUAUUGUGAAGAUGAAGGAUAAAAUUCUUUAGGGAAUAUCCAAAGUUCUUAAUAUUCAAUUACCAAUUAAGAUAGAAAUUUUAGUUCUUAAAUAGAAAGUCAUUAAAAAUAGGAAACUCAUACUCAUGUUUAAAGGCAUACAGAAGACUCUUAAAACUAAAAUUAGGCAAAUUUAGAAAAGGAUAAUAUACAUCAUACAUAAAACGAUGAAAAAUAUAACCAAACUUAAGACGAAAAUUCUUAAAAAUUCUAAAAAUAAUAAAACCAUCAAAAUAGUGAAAAUAAAUUAAAUGAUAAUCAAAAUCUUUCAUAAAAUGUCAUAGAAAAUGACCAAGAAGAAGUAGAAGAUAAUAAUGAUGAAACUAAAGUUUAAAAUCAAUAAAAUGAUUAUGAAAACGAAGAAAAAAGUGAAGGAGAUAAGGAAAAUUAAAAUGAAGAGAUUUUAGCAAAUAAGCAUAUUUAAAAUCUCGAAGAAGAAUAAGCUUAUUAAAAAAAAAUGAGCUAAGUAUAAGAAAAUGAAGAGUAAUAUGCAAAUAAUAAUAAUAAUUUAGGUUAAUAAAACCAAGAAAUUAAUUAAUAGGAAGAUUAAAAACGUGAUAAUAAUAGUGACUAAAGAGAUAAAAAUAAGUACUAGUAAGCAAGAAAUUUAUAACUUAAUGAAGAGGCUAUAAAAGAUGUUAAAAUUUAAGAAAUUAAUCAAGAUAAGGAAUAGAAUACAAAUGACUCAAAUGAAAGCCCUACAACUUAGCAAAUAUAAAGUCGUCCCUAUAAGCCUCGUAUGAGUAAAGAAAAUAUUAAAGUAGUUCAAGAAAAAUAAAUUAUACAGCAAAAAUCAUUAAAACAAUUUAAUUAAGUAGAUUUGAUUAAAGAAGAGUAAAAUAUUAAUUAAGUGUUAAAAUAACUUGAAGAAUAGCAAAAACAAACAUUAUAGAAAAAUAGUACAAUUAAUUAAAUGCAGAUUUAUAUUUCUGAGGUGUCAAAGCUAAAUAAAACUUAAAUCAAAAAUAAGAUUGAUUAAUUUGAAAAAUUUGGAUUUUAGGUUUUCUUAAAUUUCGUUGAAACUCUAUUUAGACUCACAUAAAUGGUUCAAGAUGUAUCACGUAAAGCAAAAUCAGUUAUGUCAGAUAAAUAACUAGAGCACUUUGGAGACAUCUUAUAAAAAUUUGUAUCUAAUUUUAGAAAGGGUGUUGCUAUUAAAAGAAAUACAAAUUUGAAUAGAAUUAGUUUUAUUGAAACAAACCCUGAACCAAAAGUAAUCAGAAAAGAAGAUGCUAAAAAAUUUAGUUUUAUGGAGCCUCUUGUUAAAAGAUUUGAAAGAGAAAAAAAUAAAUAAUCCAUUUUAGUUAAAGAGAAUCAUACUGAGGAGUAAUUAUCACCAACAACUCCAACAGCCUCUGGCCCUGGAUAUCUACCAACAAGUGUUAGUUAAUAAGAUAGAAAGAAAAAUAGAGUGGAAAAGUUCUUAGAUAAUUUUUCUUACGCUCCUUUAGACUACAUAGAAAUUGAGAGCACUUAUUUAUAAUUUUUUCCCUCCUAAAAUUAAAAUUGCAAAAUUUUUAUAGAAGCUAUAAAAAAUGAUAUGUAUUUGAGCUUUUUUGAGAGUUUAGACUCUAUUUUUGAGUAUUUAUCUAAUAUAUCUGAUGAAUAUGAAGACGAGGAGGAAGCUUCUAUACAAGCAAUUAAAAAAAUUUACAUUCUAAAAGAACAAUCUUAAAAGCAUCAUUGGAAAAAUAUUAAAGAGAUUUUCGAAUAAUAUCUUAAGUUUUAUACAACUUUGCAUGAAUAAAUAGAUAGCUUAAUAUCGAAUGCAAGUGCAAAUCUAAAAAGGGCAUUUAAAAACAAGCAUAUAAAAUAAGAUAAUAAAUUGUAAAAGAAAUACCAAGAAUUUGUUAUUGAUAAAUUAGAACAAUAUAAAAAUGAAAUUUAUCCUCUCUCAGAACCUAUAACAGAGAAUAAAAUGGUUAAUCUAAAGGAUUUGGAAGAAUCAGCUAAAGAGAAGGCAAACACUGAUGAUCUAAAAAAAAUAAUUUUCAAAUUAGCUAAUUCUGAUAAUAGUAAAAAGCCCAAAUAUGGAUCUAUAUAAGAAUCACCUUAGAAAAAGAAAAAUAACUCAGAUAAUCAAAAUGGGAAUGUAAAUUAGUAAAAUAGCAUAGAUGAUGAUGAAAUAAAUUUGCUAGAUUAAAAUACUAAGAAACAAUUAAAAUACUAAAACAUGAAUGAAGAAGAAUAUUUAGAUUUCGAAAGUAAAUAAGUAAAAAAUGAGGCAGAAGGCAGAGAUGAAAACUAGUUGACAUCCAUGAAAAAUCAAACAACUACAAAACUUCAUGAUUAAAGGGAUUUUUAUUAGCAUAAAGAAACUACUUCUUAUCACUAUUUGAAAUCAUUUGUAGAAAGUGAUAAAGUGAUUUGGAAAUUGAGAAAGCUUGAGAAUACCAAAGAUUUCAAAGAUAAAUUUACUGGAUUACAAAUGGAAGACUAUGUUCCUAAAAAUAACAAACCUAUUACUAGAGAUUAAUUUUACUUAUCUAAGCGCUCUAAUAAUUCUUAGCAAUAAUAAGGUGAUUAAAAUAAAUAAGCCAGUGUUGAUUGGAAAAAAAGUAGUCAUUCUUAAUUAAAAAGUUAAAGUUAGGCCUCUAUGGAUUCUAGGUUAAUCUUGAAAUAAUUUAAGCCAUAAUUUGAUAAGACAAAAUCAACUUUAUUAACACCACUAUCUAAGAAUUUUACUUCAGAUUAUUAUCAUUCUACAUCAAAUUCAGUAUCAUAGAGUACAAGCAUGCUAACUUCCAGAGAAAAAGCCAAUAAAGGGUAAUUUAACUCUGCAUUUAAGUAGUCUAGAGAUGGAUAAUAAGGUACAUUACUCCCAGUCAUAAACUAGAUUACAAUCAACAAUCCAAAUUCAACUACAAAUUUAAAAUUUCAAACAACAAGCGAUAUUUACAAACCUUAAUCUCCUUUAAAAAAUAAAAUUACCAGUAGAAAUUAUCUAGAUAAGGAUAAUAUCAAUAGCUAAACUAAUCAUUCUUUAAGCUAAAAUAAACUUUAGGUCUAUGAUAGAUAUAAUGAAGAUUAUGUUCCAAAAGUCAAAAAGUAAAAACAUACUAAAUUGAUGGAAGAUUUAAUGAAUUAAGAAAGGUUAUACCUUUAUAAAAAAUGA
Tetrahymena thermophila SB210 is the source of this 5166-nucleotide messenger RNA. RefSeq lists its product as hypothetical. The record is from RefSeq and is a predicted model, not a curated record. The transcript has 17 exons. Lineage: Eukaryota; Ciliophora; Oligohymenophorea; Hymenostomatida; Tetrahymenidae.